AUGGAGGCCGCCACCGUGCCGCCGGCGCGGGCAGUCGCUUUCGUCCUCUCGCACGACGGCAAGCGAUGGCGCGGAGGGAGGCGCAGUGGGGGGAGUCUCCCGCCCUUCUGUGUCUUCUCCUCCCUGUUCCGUCGUCGCUCACCUGACCCUCCUUCCAAGCCCAGUCGGAGCCUGAGGCCUUCCCCGGCAGAUCGGAAGUUGGAAUUCUCCCUCGACAUGGAGGAGAUUGCCGAGCGCGCCUCGGCGGACCUACGGAGAUUCCGGCGAUCGACUGAGGGGAGGGUCCGCCGGUUCGUCUCCUCCGGCAAGGAGGCGUACCACGACCUUCGGACAUCAAUCAGGGUGGAAGACGGCCGGCGAGUCGUGUUCUCGUGCAACAGAUCGUCUCUGGUCUUCGUGGCGGAUCUCGUCCUUUGGAGCAUCGUGGCGGUCAUCUCUGUCAGGGUAAUGGCCUGGCUGUCGGUGUGGUUGAGGAGGAACUGGGGUUUCGGGGACUGGCGGGUCAUCCGAAGAGACCGAAGUCUCGGUGGGAGGGAGGUCGUCGUGGGGAAGCGAUCGAGGGGGAAGGAAACGAACUGGAGGAGUUCGAGGCCGUUGCAGAAUCCUUUGUCCCCUCCCCGCGGCGGGAGUGAGAUGGGAAUUGCGAGGCCUGCUUCGGUGCGUAGCGUCCCUAAGGAGGAGAACCUGCCAGAAUGGUGGCCUAGUUCGACGCCUGCAUCAAAUACCGUCGCACUGGGAAAGGAGGAGCUCCAGAGGGAAGCCAACAGACUAGCCCGAGGUCAGGCCUUUUACACCUUAUCCGUCCCCUUAAAUGUGUCCAACACGUAUUCCCCUAACCCUCUUUUCACACACUUGGGGGAAUGAUGCCGGCUACGUUGCGACUGGGUGAAGUUUAAUAUUUAAAAGAGUGAUAUAUCUUGCAUGAAGGUUUGCUUCUUUAUGGGCAUUUAUUUUGUCCUCUCUAAAAAAUAAAAAAAUAAAAAAAAUGAUCUUUCCUUUCACAUAUCAUAAUUUUAUUAGUUCAUUUAUCCGGGGCUAGUUUAGAAUUCGUUUUAGUGGACACAAUACCGGAACGUCGUAUUUUCUCCUGAUAACAAUUCACAACGAAUAUUAAAUCUUGCAACUGUUAAAACUGUUGAGGGAUUGUCUUAUCAAUAAAUAGCUUGGAUCUUUAAGGGCAUCCGUGCAUUUUAUUUUAUUAUAGAGAUGAACCAUUCCAAAUCUGCCCUAAGUCACAUCUGAACGGUGUUUAGAAAUUUUUUAGAAAAAGGAUGUUCAGCAUCCCUAUGUUUACGUGUAUAGCGAUUUGUUCUCUCAUCAACUCUUGAGAUGAUACAUGGUUGCCUCAAAGAGACGUUUAUCUUGGCUUGGCAUCCUAGAAUCAGUUAGUAGCCUCUUCCUUUAUUCCAUCUCCUGAAAGAUAAUUUCCUUCAAUAAAUAAUUGGCCUCCACAUGUGUAUGCGUGUGGCUUGCAUGACAAUGUAUUUUUCUGUAUGCACAGGGUUUUUCUAAUCCAUUCACAAAAACUCUUCCAAGUAGGGCCAGUACUAAGAAGUUAACAAACUAUCUGUCCCUUGUGGAGCUUUCAUUGGCUCCCGUUGGGUAAUAUUUAUAUUUUCCUGGGAUUUUCUCCACGUUAUACAUGCUUUUUUUAUCUCAAAGUCUCAUGUUUUCCUCAUAAUUCAUUCGAUGUUCAAACUAUCUUUUAAGUUUCACUUAUGGCAUUCAUAUCUCUCCCCAAUCUAUCAAGCUUCUAUUUUCGUUAUUGGCUCUCUUGAAGAUUUUCUAACAUUUUCUUCUUCCAUCAUAUCAUCUUGUAAUGGCAGUCUAUGAUCUUAAUCGUCUAUUUGAUAAAUGUUAAUUUAACGAUUAUCUGUUAUCCCAGGUGCUUAAUUUUUAUUUGCAAUUUAUCGUGUUGAGUGAAUGAGAGAUCACAUUAGAAGAAACAAAAUGGCACUGUUGAACCACGGUUGACUUUUGGGUAUGAACCUAGUUCUUGUUAUAACAAAUACUAAUCUCUCACAGAUUGUUGAUUUGACUGGUACUAAAUACACCCUCCCCUGUCUUUCACCGUUUGCAAAUAUGAUUAGAUCCAUCCUGUAUGAUUCCUCUCAUUGCUGAGAAUUUAGAUGCUGUAGAUUCCAGAGUUAUAACUUUAACAAAAUAAUUUAUCCAGCUGAUGAAUUUAGUUUCAUGUGCAUUGUCACUAGAUUUGAGCAGUAGACUGGAUAUUGUCUCCAAAUUAUUCUUAGGCACAUAUUUUUGUCUUCUUAUUUUAUUAUUAUCAUGAUUCAUUUUCUUUGGCAUAAUAUUCGAAUCUAUACAUAGGUGAGGUGAUCUUUUUCUUCUCCUAGCAGGUAAUUUCUCUAUUCCCCACUUUUUGAAGAUUGGCUUUAAAUUCUUUCUCCCUCAAAUGGCUACAUAUCGACUUUCCAGCCAUCAUGGAUAAUAGAAUGAGCGGAAAGGAUUAUAAAGAAGAUGAUAUGAUACAAGUCAGUUUUCCUGCAACUGUAUAGUUUUAUCUUAUCCUCAGUGUUUUAUCUCAACCCAAUAAGGGCCUUGAAUAUCUCCAUCCAAGUUUGUUGAAUAUCUAAUCGUCUAAGGUCAUCCUUCUGCUCAUUUUUUUAUCUUUACAUUUAUUGACUAAAUUCCCAUAUUAACUAGAAUCACCUGAUAUACAUCAGGGUGCAAUGUCAUUUAUUUUUUAAACAUUGUCAGCCUUUAUUUCGGUUGGUUAUAGCGAAAAGUAUUGGUCACGCAUAGAGCCAUACCCAAAUGCAAUCCUCUUAUGGGACUACCCUUGCAAACUUUCUCCAUCUUGGACAAUUUAUUUUCAAUAUAUUGCCAUCCUUGAGUGUUGCAAAUCAAUUUCUUAUACCUUUCCAAAAAUAUUUCUGCGUAAUUUUUGCCCGUGUUUAUCAAUGUCUUCUUCUAUAAAUUUUUGUUGUGAUUUUGAUAUAAUCAGACGUAAGCACCAUAUAGUUGCUCCUUUUUUAUUUAAAAUUAAUUUGAAUUUUAUUUAUGAUAAGAAAUGAGUAAACAUGCAAGUGCCAUUGUGCCAUGAAUAGAACACAUUUUCAUUUUGAUGUAGGCUAAAAAACAAGAUUGUUUAUCAUUCCCUGUUUGCUUCCAAUUUAAAAAAGAGAAAUAUCAGUUCUGUCUAUGAUAAAAGCAUGACGGGGUUGGUUUACCAUUGUUGUAGUGUCAUCAUCUUCCUUAGACAUUUUCUGCUUAAAACUUUGCUAUUUCUUCAGGAAUUAAAUGCUCUUGUAUUGCUUAUUACAAACGGUAUGACCUAGGACGGUGAAUCCAAUUAACUUUGAUAAUGCUUGGAUUAUUUUCUAGUCCAGUUAGUGGUGGUUUUCAAUAGAUCUAUGGAAUAAUUUGAUUUUUCAUUGUUAUUUUAUAUUAUAUUCAAAAAUUCUGUGUAGCUUCUUCAGUAAACAAUAUGGCGGGUCUUACUUGGUCCAAUUGCUGCAGUUACGUCAGAUAUGUAGGCUAUCUGGUCUAAAGGUCUCCUUUGACACGGUUAAUGCUCGUGAUUCAUUCUAUAGAGCAUCAGUUGAAUUCAUUUUGAAGAUUUGUUGUAGGUACUAUUCUUUCUCCCAGAAGAGUUCCUACUUUCUUCUAAAAGAAGUUUCUCUUUGAUCCGCUUUUAUUUUAGGUCCUUCCAUCAUUUUUCUCAUGUGCUCUCUUUUUUUACAAGUAUUUUUGUUUUUAAUGAUGCUAUAGAGCUGCAGGCCCUACAUCUAAGGUUCAGAUUGAUGGCGAAGAUGUCCGACAUUUCAUUGCUGGGCUUGCUGGCAACAUUGGCCUUGGAAAUGUCCAUGCAAUACGAAUUUUGCGUGGAGCAGUUGCAGCAACAACACGCUCACAUUUCCUGCAAGCUUGGGUUAGAUUAUACUCUAUAUAUGUUUGGUUCAAUUCCUGAGGGUACGUAUGAUUUUAACUUGUUGAAUGUGAUGUCUACUUUCGCUGAAGGCUUUGGAAGUUCAGGGGCAAAGGCCAGAAGCAUUGGAUGAGCUAGCAAAGAUCUGUCGCAUUUUUCGGAUAUUUCCUCUUGAAACCCAUUCCGUACGUACAUCUUUUCUCCUAGAACUACUUAGGCUUGAUUCCUUGGUAGCAAUGUAUUUGUUAUAUUUUGAGGCAUUUGAUAUUCUUUCGUGUCAUCUUUUAUGAUUACCAUCUAUUACAAGGGACAUAAACAUCUGAUGGUGUUGUGUUCUUAAAUUUUUAGCUUGAUUUCCUCAAAUCAUCACUGAUAUGGUAGAUAACGUCGUUGAAACUGGUUUUGGUGAUUUUGAUUUGUAGGAAAAAAAAAAUCACAUUCUAUGUGGGGAAACCUAGAGAAGAUAAAGGGCUGUUAAACAUUUAAUGUUGUAGGAAAAUCGAAGUAUCUGGCUAGCUUUGAUCCGGAUCUGGAAAGCAAUAUCGUGUUGCUGGGUCAUAAUUAAUCCUAGAUCGUCAAACCGUAAUAAAUGGUGGAAACUACAGCUGAAACAAAAAAACUAAAAAAAGGGGGACAUAAGCAAGCAUCAACACGAUAGAAAAACAGUUGUGCGCUUCCCUCCUUGUUUGACAGGGUGAUUAAUAAGAAAGUCAAAAACAGAAUAUUCUCACUAUAGUAUUGAUGUUGAAUGAGUUUCUCUUGAAUCUAUUUGGGAUCCAUGUGAGACUCUUUGGAAGAAAAGUGGUAAAUCAUGCCAUAUGCUUGGUUGCUCUCCCACUUCUCUAACGUUUAUAAAAAAUACCUCUUUCAUGUGUCACUACCGCUUACCAUUGAUCUCCAUCAUCUCUUUCAGCCUACCAUUUCAUGUUUCUCACAGUUUAUUCCUUCUCUCUGUCACCAAUUCUUAGCAGCACAUCCUCCACCCGCCCCCCACCAAUUCAUGAAUAUUCUCUAUAAACUGUCCAUAUUCUGAUUCCCGGAUUUUAUUUCCGAAUCCCCAGAAUGAUGUAUUGAUAAUUUACACAGCACCAUCAGUGAGAAAAAGCAAUGUAGUGGUUCUAAAUUCGAGCAAAUAUUUGGUCGCAGCUAGAAACCUCCGGUUCUGGGAGUUUGAUUAUUCUGGGUAAGAUUUUUGUAGACCACUCUACCUCUGAUUACAAUGCAAUGCCAAUUGGAUGGACGGACUACCCACCAGCAUGACUUUUGACAGUCUAGUCCCUCACAUGUAUUUUCCUUUCCAAAUUAGGAAAUAAAAUCAUCUGCAGAUAAAAUCAAGAUCGAAUGUGCUAUACAAAGCUAAUGAAGAAAGAUGAACAAUAUCUAGUAUAUGAGGCUCCUCUUGAUUCUUAACAUUGGGAGAGGAUGGAGUGGCAAAACUCUCACAUUUAGGGUUAACUCCAAGAAGACCAAAAGGCAGUACAAGAUAGCAGUUUUCUCUUCUAGGGACUAAUGACGCUCAAAACGAAAUUAGGAUCAGAGAGAGAGAGAGAGAGAGAGAGAGAGAGAGAGAGAGAGAGAGAGGCUGCCCCCAGUCACAAAUUCUCUUUUAUUAGUCUACUGGAAAAGACCUGACCAUCCAUCUAUUACCUCUGCUGCGAUUCAGUCUCAUCAAGCUAAUGUUAAUCAUGUCCUUCACAUAUUUCCGUAUUAACUUUCAUUUCCCUUCUCAAUUGCAGCUCUGAGAUUGUUAUUUCCAUAUUACCUUUGCUCUGAGAUUGUUUUAUAAUUGAUGGAAUUUAUUAGAAAUAUUCCGAUGCAUUUUUUUUCCCUGGUAAGGAAACUUGAGAUCAACCUGUGAGACAUUCCAUGGUUGCAGGCAGAGAUGGAGAUGAUGGCAGGGGGCCUGGAGAAGGUCCUGAAAGUGGAACAAAGGGUGCAUCUGUUGAAUCUGUUUGGACAAGCUUCUGGAUCCGAGAACCAGAGAAUUGCUGCCGCUGCCCUUGGUCUGGUAAGCAUCAUUAUUUUUGAUGUAUCAUCUAAGAUAUGCUAUUAUAAUCCAUUUCUUGAGAGCUUGGUUCCAUAA
Messenger RNA from Spirodela intermedia, 5972 nucleotides. The record is from the annotation of a GenBank genome assembly. Lineage: Eukaryota; Viridiplantae; Streptophyta; Magnoliopsida; Alismatales; Araceae.